GAUGCAAAAGUUAGGUUACGUCUGAGUGUCGCAGUACUUAUUAAACAGGUGUGGAUUAGUCUACGCAGCAACAGCAUUCAAUCUCUUAAUAAUAUAUUGAAGUAACAAAAUUUAUUAUAAACACAAGACCUAAAAGUAUCUCGAGUUGUAUAUGUUUAGUUUCUUAUACUGCUAACAAUUUAAAUAAUCACUCAAAUAAACAAAACUAAUUUAAAGUUCUAGAGGAAUUGAUAAGCAAAUACAUAUUCUUUUCUAACAAAGACGACGUAGAACUUUUAUAUUGUAACAAUGACUGAAGAACGUCUGGAUUUGAUAAUAUUUGGAGCAACAGGUUUUACAGGAAAAUAUACUGUUCAAGAAGCUGUUAAAUUAGGUAAAACAAAUCAAUUCACAUGGGGAGUCGCUGGAAGAAAUAAAGAACGCUUGCAAGAAGUGAUCAAAAAUUAUGCUUCUGAUGCCGAAGGAACCAUACCAAUAAUUGUUGCGGAUGUAAAAGAUAAUGAUUCGUUGAAAAAAAUGGCUCAGAAAUGUAAAAUUGUUGUCAAUUGUUGUGGACCAUACAGAUUUUUUGGUGAACCAGUAGUAAAAGCUUGUAUUGAAACUAAAACCCAUUAUGUGGAUGUAAGCGGUGAACCUCAAUUUAUAGAAACAAUGCAGCUUAAAUAUAACAAAGCAGCUCAAGAAGCAGGAGUAUACAUAAUAAGUGCUUGCGGCUUUGAUAGUAUUCCAUGUGAUCUAGGAGUAAUUUUUGUCCAAAAAAAUUUCAAUGGUGAUGUGAACAGCGUUGAAACAUAUUUGUCUUCUUGGGUUGAUGGUAGAUCCGAAGGUGCAGCCGUUCAUUACGGAACUUGGGAGUCAGCAGUUUAUGGUGUAGCACAUUCUUCUGAAUUACGAGAUUUACGAGCUAAAAUUUAUCCUCAAAAGUUACCUCAAUUUCAACCAAAGUUGUUGCCUAGAGGAAUUAUUCAUUACAGUGAAGUAUCAAAUCAAUGGUCUCUCCCAUUUCUAGGUACUGAUCGUUCUGUGGUAUACAGAUCUCAACGCUUCCUCUAUGAAAAAAAACACAUUCGACCAGCACAAAUUCAAACUUAUGUUUCAUUCAGCUCUUUAAUGUCUGUAAUAUCAAUUACAUGUGUAGGCAUAAUGUUUGCUUUAAUGACAAAAUGUAGAUGUGGUCGGUACUUACUUCUUAAGUAUCCACGAUUUUUUUCUGGCGGUUUUGCAAGUCAUGAAGGACCAAAACCGGAAGUAAUGUCUAGAACCCACUUUUCAAUAACUUUGAAAGCUAGUGGAUGGAAAGAAAAACUUGCUGAUCCUACUGACAAACAUGUUAAUUCACCUGAUAAAGAAAUGAUUGCUCGAGUAUCUGGAAUUAAUCCUGGAUACGGAGCAACUUGCGCUAUGUUGAUGAUAUCUGCACUUAUAGUUCUUCGAGAAUCUGAUAAAAUGCCAGACAAUGGUGGUGUUUUACCCCCAGGAGCAGCAUUCGAAAAUACUUCUAUGAUACAGAAUUUGCAACAGAAUGGUGUUAGCUUCGAAAUAUUGAAAACAACUGAAAAGUGAAAGUUUAGCUAUUAAAAGCAACUGUAUUAUUCAUUAGCCAUACUACAAAAUAUUGAAGGUGAAAUAUUGAAGAUGAAAUCUUUUAAUUUAUUAAGUAACCUACAUACACAAUUUUUUUUUUGACUCUAACCAUAACACUUAAGUAAACGAAUAUCGUGACUAUGUAGGAAGCCUUUUAGGCAAUAUUCUUCGCUCUCGAUGCUACCAGUUGACUACUACUCGUCGUUUGGCGCCUCUGGGUUGAGUGGUGUCCGGGAUGCCGGCUGCUUGUCUCGUGGCUGCAAUUCCCCCUUCCAUCGCUCGGUUCUCCCGCCUAUUCCUACGAUCAGCUAUCCUGAUGUUGAUGGGCUGAAACUCGUAAUCGAGUAUGAGUUUCCGUGGAUAAGGUGGAGAUGAGCCCAAGACACAUCGUUGGUCGAUGCUCUUAUCUGUUGGUCGAGCCCAACAAGUCAAAAUGUUUUUAAUAAUUAUGUACUAUAUAUACUGGCAGAUUUUUUAUUGUUUUGUUAUUUUUUAAAUAAUCAUUUGUAUUUGUUUUAGCUUAAUAAAAACGAUAUAAACAUCAAAAAA
Molecule: messenger RNA, 2133 nt
Organism: Chelonus insularis
Lineage: Eukaryota; Metazoa; Arthropoda; Insecta; Hymenoptera; Braconidae
Product: saccharopine dehydrogenase-like oxidoreductase
Exons: 8
Coding region: 289-1563 (424 amino acids)
Biological process (GO): glycolipid biosynthetic process
Cellular component (GO): lipid droplet; mitochondrion; plasma membrane
Source: RefSeq, a predicted model, not a curated record